This is a messenger RNA of Protopolystoma xenopodis, 1017 nucleotides long. Lineage: Eukaryota; Metazoa; Platyhelminthes; Monogenea; Polystomatidea; Polystomatidae. The record is from the annotation of a GenBank genome assembly.
CUAGGUCAACCUGCUUCUGCAGAUGCCAUGCCUAUGUUUAUGAUGGCUAGUGGUAGUAGUCGUGCAGCAUCUCGCUGCAGUCCAGCAUCCUCAACAGUCGGUAUGCCUCGCUAUCACUCGCCUAGCUCCACUGGCAUUGCUGCUACCACAUCACAUGGCCAUUUGAUGCGUGGUUCUGUCACACCAACUGGCUUGAUGACGCCAGUCAUGUUAGUGCAAUCACCCGUUGGACACCAUCCCUCUUCGGCCUCUGCAGCUGCGACAAUUGCAGCCCAUGGAAGCCAACAGCUUCUUCACGAUCCAGCUUCACAAGUUGUAACAGCAGCAGGUUACAUCGGUGGAUACCCGAUUGACCAUCAUCCACUCGCUCUAUCUGGUAAUCUUCUCCAUCACUCAACAACAGGUGUUGCUGUGAAUUCUUCCCGUCUGCCGGUAUAUCCAGCCUCUUCACCUCUCGCGGGAGCUGCUUCCGCUUCCGUUACUCUGGUUGCUAGCCCAAAUGGCCCGGUACUCGUGACCGCUGGCGGUGGCAUACUACAUCCUGCCUCCUUUUAUGCUGGCAAUCAGCCUUAUCAUCACCAACAGACAACAAUGCGACCUGGUUCCGCUUUAGCCGUCUUUGAUCGUUUAUCCCUGGGUUCCGGAAGUGAUCGCUUCUCAGUGCAGGGUGGUAACGGCACACCGGGUCCGUAUAUUCAGCAUAAUCACCAAAACCAUCCGAACACCUUUAUCAGUCAGCCGACUGUAGAAGCUCAGUUACAGCAGCAACACCAGCAGGAACAACAGCUAUUAUAUCAUCAUCAGCAGUCAUUGUAUCAACAGCAAGGAUUUUCCGAGAACGGCCUUCUUUUUCCUGUAUCUAUUUCUGAGUCGGGCUUUACGGGUUCUACUUAUCAAAUUGCACAGGCCACUGAGUCUUGUCGCCAGCAGCAACAAGAGCAACAGCACCAACAACAUCAUCAACAACAUCAUCAACAACAGCAAUUACAUCACAUUAUUCAUCAACAAAGGUCUUAG